Messenger RNA from Penaeus chinensis, 573 nucleotides. RefSeq lists its product as uncharacterized. Gene Ontology annotation, cellular component: membrane. The coding region runs from base 1 to 573 and encodes 190 amino acids. The transcript is spliced from 4 exons. The record is from RefSeq and is a predicted model, not a curated record. Gene Ontology annotation, molecular function: sodium channel activity. Gene Ontology annotation, biological process: sodium ion transport. Lineage: Eukaryota; Metazoa; Arthropoda; Malacostraca; Decapoda; Penaeidae.
AUGCCCUAUAGGUCUGCAGAGCCUCUCACGUGCGAGGACCUGGUCAUGCAGUGUUACAACAUCAUGUUCACGCUGCCGGGCCCGCAUUGUUGCCAGAAACUGUUCCGGAGGACUGUCACGCCGAUUGGUGUGUGCUACAGAAGUGCUUUCACAGGCCAUUUUGCCCAGGCUAUGCCCGGGGAAGAUAUGGGCAUCAAUAUCGUACUCCAUGUUCCUCAGAAUACGGAAGCUGACCUGGACUGGAGCAUCCUGAAGGAGAAUCUACACACCGUCUCCGGGCUGCAGAUCUCCAUCAUCAACAGCAUCUCUAUCCCCAGCUUAAAGGUCCUCGGCGAGAGGAUCGUCAUUCAACCCAAGACCAAGGUUUCUGUGGCUGUGGAUCAUUCUGUGAUCAACAACGUAGAAGCCACUCGGGGUCUGUGGCCUUUUGCCCCGCCCCGGUGCACGCCCAAAAACGCCCCGCCCACUGAGCUCUUAAAGACUAUGAGGAACUGUUUCCUGUAUAGGCUGUACCUCAGGUUCUCGGGAGGAAACUGCAGCAUCCUUGCCACGCAGAGUUUUACGAGAGGUUGA